This is a messenger RNA of Gossypium raimondii (Peruvian cotton), 1936 nucleotides long. RefSeq names its product indole-3-acetic acid-amido synthetase GH3.17-like. The record is from RefSeq and is a predicted model, not a curated record. The transcript has 4 exons. The coding region runs from base 103 to 1884 and encodes 593 amino acids. Gene Ontology annotation, cellular component: cytoplasm. Lineage: Eukaryota; Viridiplantae; Streptophyta; Magnoliopsida; Malvales; Malvaceae. Gene Ontology annotation, molecular function: acid-amino acid ligase activity.
GUCCUAUAUUUAGCUUCCACAAACUCUGUCAAAGAAAAAAAAGAGGAAACAGUUGAGAGCCUUCCAGGAUCUUAUCGUUUACAGGCCAGAAAACCAGUUUUGAUGGCAACAAAUGAUUAUGAAAGUGUGUUGAAGAUGUUGGAGGAAAUAACAACAAAUGCUCGACAAAUCCAAGAGCAGUUAUUGGGUGAAAUACUGAGUAAAAAUGCUGAAACUGAGUAUUUACAGGGAUUCCUCCAUGGCCAAACCGACAAGCAACUCUUCAAAAAAAACGUACCCAUUGUUACUUACGACCAUAUCAAGCCUUACAUUGAUCGUAUUGCUAAUGGGAAGGCAUCAUCUGAUAUACUUUUAGUUGAACCCCUCAUCGGGUUCUCAUUAAGCUCCGGGACUUCGGGUGGGCAACCAAAGCUGAUACCUAUCACGGCUGAAAGUGCUAACGUAACGGCGGCGUUGGGUAACUUGCACCUGUCUUUGAUGAUCAAGCACUUUGGUGACCUAAGCCAAGUUGGUAAAAGAAUGGAACUUUUGUUUGCCAAACCAGACGUUGAAACGCCUUCUGGCCUCAAGGCAAGUGCAGUCACAACGAGAGCAUUCAAGGAGAGUAGCUUUCAAGCCAUUUUGCCCAAGCUUUACACUAGCCCUUAUGAGACUAUUUUUUGCCCGGACACCAAACAAAGCACGUACUGUCAGUUACUUUUUGGUUUAAUACAACGUGACGAGGUCGUGGUGAUUGGCUCAAUCUUCGCAGCUACGGUUUUAAGAGGUAUCAAGUUCAUAGAAAAUAACUGGCGAGAGCUAUGCUCUAAUAUAAAAACAGGUAAAAUAAGUGAUUGGAUCACAGACUCGGGAUGCAGAAAAGCAGCAUCAUUGAUCUUGAAGCCUAAUCCCAAAUUGGCUGACUUGCUAGAAGACACAUGUAGUUGUAAAUCAUGGGAAGGAAUAGUGAGAAAGCUAUGGCCUAAAACAAAGUACAUUGGUACCGUAUGUACAGGUGCCAUGCUACAAUUUUCUGCAGAACUUGAGUUCUAUUGUGGUGGGCUACCAUUAGUGUCAGGUUUUUAUGCUUGCUCGGAAGGUGCCAUCGCGAUCAACAUAGAACCUCUAUCUAAACCUUCAGAUGUCUCUUACACAAUCCUCCCCAAUACGGUUUACUAUGAAUUCCUUCCGAUCAAAGAAGACUGUGUUACAGAUUCCCAAAACCAGGUUCAGUUAAACACGUCUCGCCAUAAAGAUACCGAAACUGUUGAUCUUGUAAACGUGAAGCCUGGUCAAUGUUAUGAAAUUCUUGUCACAUCUCCUACAGGAUUAUAUCGAUAUAGAGUCGGAGACAUUAUUAAGGUGACCGGUUUCCACAACAAUACACCUCAGUUCCAAUUUGUUGGGAGGCAAAACGUUGCUCUAGGCGUCGAUAUGGAAAGAACAAGUGAAGCAGACAUCUUAAAGGCAGUGGCAGAAGCAAAGGCACUUCUCGAUCCGUUCGGACUCAUCUUAACAGAAUACACUAGCUACGGUGAUACAUCUUCAACACCAGGCCACUAUGUCAUAUUCUGGGAGAUUAAGCCAAAAGAAGGCAACAACAACAACGACAACGGCAAAGAACUUGACCCAAAGGUAAUGGAAGAAUGUUGCUCUAAAAUGGAAGAUUCAUUGCAUUUUACAUAUAGAAUGUAUAGGAAAGAAAACAUAAUUGCAGCUUUGGAGAUUAGGGUUGUUAAACAAGGAGCUUUUGAGCUAUUACUGGAUUACUUUGUGUCCAAUGGAGCUUCUUUGAGCCAAUACAAGACACCUAUUUGCAUCAAAUCUAAAGAAGCUUUAAAUAUAUUGGAUUCAAGAGUUAUAGCCAAGUUUUUCAGCCCAAGAACUCCUAUACAAGACAACUAAUCCUUGCAAUGUUUUCCAGAGAAAAUAAUAGAACUCAUUUCUUCUUAAUUUA